Messenger RNA from Amblyraja radiata (thorny skate), 4035 nucleotides. RefSeq names its product 5-hydroxytryptamine receptor 2A. Gene Ontology annotation, biological process: phospholipase C-activating serotonin receptor signaling pathway; G protein-coupled receptor signaling pathway, coupled to cyclic nucleotide second messenger; release of sequestered calcium ion into cytosol. The coding region runs from base 439 to 1896 and encodes 485 amino acids. The record is from RefSeq and is a predicted model, not a curated record. Gene Ontology annotation, molecular function: neurotransmitter receptor activity; G protein-coupled serotonin receptor activity. Gene Ontology annotation, cellular component: plasma membrane; dendrite. The transcript is spliced from 3 exons. Lineage: Eukaryota; Metazoa; Chordata; Chondrichthyes; Rajiformes; Rajidae.
UAUCCCUUCAGAACACAAAAUCUUGGCUCUGGAAAAGCGCAAAAUCAGCAGCUUUGUGUCAGUGAAGAAUAAAUAAGCCCGAGGUCCCGGGAUUGAUCUUGCACGUGCAGUUCUGUUUCAGCAGGAAGAUUAUUUCCCAGUGACUACAUUGGGAACAGUCCUGUGUUAAAAACACAACCCGUGUGAGGAGUGACUCGACUGUGGGAGGCAGCGGUGGAUUUGCGACGGCGAGUGACUUGGAUUGCGUCUGUAGAUGCUGCUAGAUUCCGGACUGAAGUGUUUCCCAGGAAUGCUGACGGACUGGGAUGGACGUGGCGAGAGAGACUGGAAGGGGGGUGCUGGCUUUCCGUGUCCACAGUAAGCCACGCGAGGUAACACACUCCUUAGAAGGAUGUGAUCGAUUUGGCCGAUGAGUGUGGCAGGCUUGAAGUUCAGAGAAUGAGCUCCCUAAAUGAAGUGUGGAACUCCACUAACCUGACCGCCUCCUCUCAUGCACCUUUCCUGGACAACCUCAGCGCAUUGGGCACCAAAGCCCUGGCAGCGCUGGCGAACAGAUCCGGCUCCUGUAACCUCACCCUGGCCCCCGAGCCCCUACACAACCAAGGCUGCAGCAGCAGCAGUGGCAGCAGCAGCAGCAGGAAGGACAAGAACUGGGCGGCCCUGCUGAUUGUCAUUGUGAUUUUCCUCACCAUCGGUGGGAACAUUCUGGUCAUCGUGGCCGUGUCACUGGAGAAAAAACUACAGAACGCCACCAACUACUUCCUCAUGUCCCUGGCGAUAGCAGACAUGCUGGUGGGCAUCCUGGUCAUGCCCGUGUCCCUCAUCACCGUCCUGUACGGAUACCUCUGGCCGCUCCCUGUCAAACUUUGCCCGAUAUGGAUUUAUUUUGAUGUAUUAUUUUCAACUGCAUCUAUCAUGCACUUGUGUGCAAUAUCUUUAGAUCGCUACAUUGCGAUUCGGAAUCCUAUCCAUCACAGCCGCUUCAACUCCAGAACAAAGGCAUUCCUGAAAAUAAUUGCCGUUUGGACAAUCUCAGUUGGUAUUUCAAUGCCCAUUCCUGUUUUGGGACUUCAAGAUGCUUCCAAGGUGUUUAAGGAUGGCAGUUGUUUCCUCACAGACGAGCACUUUGUCCUGGUGGGCUCCUUUGUUGCAUUCUUCAUCCCACUCACCAUCAUGGUAGCAACCUACUUCCUGACCAUCCGAGUCCUGCAGCAGGAAGCCACUUUAUACUCAGACGAGUUGAACCCCAAACCCAAGUGGACGAACUUUCGAAUGUUUCUUCAGAAAAGCCCGCUGUCAGCCAACUCGACCGUCAAAGCAGCCAUGUUAAAGGAAUACGACAGUAAGGGGACAUCUCCUCAGAUAAUGUCUUGGUGUUCCUCAGAUAAUAAAUUGGGACCUUCAGGGAGGAGGUCCAUGCAAUCAAUCACUAAUGAGCAGAAGGCUUCCAAAGUACUUGGCAUUGUGUUCUUCCUAUUCGUUGUGAUGUGGUGUCCUUUCUUUGUGACCAACGUAAUGUCUGUCAUCUGUAUAGACGCUUGUGAUAAAGAACUGAUUGAAGAACUCCUCAGCAUCUUCGUCUGGGUGGGCUACAUCUCUUCUGGUAUUAAUCCCCUUGUCUACACGCUUUUCAACAAGACUUACCGCUCAGCUUUCUCUCGGUUCAUUCACUGCCAGUACAAGGAAGAGAAGAAGCCCACGCAACAAAUCCAGGUCAGCAUGGUACCCACCCUCGCAAGCAGCAAAGAUAAACUGCAGCUCUCCAGCACGGAGAGUCUGAAACAUGGUGCAAAACUGAGGAGUCGUGUCCCUUCUGCUGAAACCCUGGGAGACAACAAUCAGGAGACACCGCAGAUGGGAACUGUUUACAUUGCAGAAAAAGUCAGCUAUGUUUGAGAGCAGCCGUCAUGAAAUAGCAAAUGUCUUCAGAAUGGUUAAUGAAACAGAGAGUAAUGUGACACAUCUUCCAAAGCUGUUAUAUUGCAACGUAAACUGUGCAAACUGUAACCCAAUACAUAAUGUCUUCAGUGCCUUUAAUCCACAGUACAGGGAGCUUGGCACAGUUGCAUUUUCCAGUGUGGAAACUAUUAAGAGUAAGUACUUCUGGAGUUUGGCUAUUACACCACAAGCCAUUAUAAAGAAUUCCACUUACAUUUAAUCGUGAAAUGCUGCGGACAAUUUAGUAUUUAUGAUCACUGAUUCUAACUAAGAGAUUCAGAUUUAUGUCCCUUGCGUUCUCAAAAUAUGCCGUAGCUCAUGGUAUAAUUAUUAUCAUCUCUGUCCCAAGCUGGUUAGGGGGAGGAUUGGGCAACUAUACAGACGAGCACCCGUGUUUGACUGAGGCAAUUGAUCCUGCAUGUGUUCCUGCUGAUGGGAGCCUGUAUAUAACAGCACAGUGACCCAAAGGGGAGACAUAAAGUCAGUGUGCACAUCUGUGGGAUUUCAUGUUGAGUUAUCCGUGCAAUCUUAGUUUAUCUGAUCUGCCCAGCAUGCACACGUUUAAAAACGAUGUUAAUAUGGAGAUAUGCAUUCUGAUCAGCUGCAAGAUCCAUGUUCAAACUCAUUUUGGGGACUUUUUUCUUUGGAGUGUAGGAGGCUGAGGGAUGAUCUUAUUGAGGUGUACAAUUGGCUUACAGUGAGAGGAGAGAGAUUUAAAGUGGACCUCAGGGGCAAAUUUUUCAUGCAGGCGAUAGUCCACAUCUGGAACGAGAAAAAGGUACCGAAGUGGAUACAAUCAGAAAUUUUGAAAGAGAUUUGGACAGAUGUAUGGAUAGGAAGAGUUUAGAGGGCCAUGGGCCAAAUGAAGGCAAAUAGGACUCACGCAGUCUGCUAGGUAGGUUGGCAUGGACAAAGUAGGCAGAAGGGCCUGCUGUAAAGCUUCAUGACAGCAAGAAUUAGAAGAGUUACAGCAGGGUUUUGAAUACCCUAUAACUACAGCAAGGGCAGCUGUUUUUUUGAGUUCUUUGAGCAACAAUCCAUCUCUUUAGAAGCUCUAUUGACUUGUUGAAAACAAAUGCAUUGAUUUUUAAAGUGUUAUAGAAAAAGAGAAUCAGUGUUAAGCAUUAACGCUCAGAAAAUCUUUAAACAAGAAGAGAAUGUUGGAAGUUGACAAAUCACCCCAGAUUAUGCUUUGAUGAUCAAAUGGUUCAGGGUUCUAUGUACACAAACUUUUUCACAUGCUUCAUUGUUUUUGCAUAUACUGGUAAACUAAGGGACAGCAGUCUCUGGACACCUUCUACAGAGUCUCCUCACUUAUCCCAGCAGGUUAAAUUCCAAAAAAGCAAUCCACAUGAAUAACAUCACAAUAACACACAGCAGAAUGAAUUUAUGUAUUUGGGUUUAUAUUUGCAUCUUGUUGCAUUAACACACCAGUUCAUCCAGACUGGUGAAGGUUACUGGGAUACACUAUUACUGCCACCCUGAAUGAAUGCCUCAAAGGCCUGAUGUGCAAUUGGCCUGAACCGAACUCCCUGAGCAAGAUUGUGAUUGUUCCAAGGUUUAUUUUAACCUUGUGGGGUUAUCACUACCACCCUUUGCCCAUUUAUGAUAGCUAUAUCCUCCAGACAAAGUCCUGAGACUCUACACAGCAUGACAGUCAUGCAUGCAGUGGUGGCCUGAAUGCCUUACUCACUGAGUGCUCCCUGUUGGGGAGAAACCUGCCUCUUCCAGAUGACCAGACCAAUUCAGGCAUUGCUAUUGGGAUACUUGCACAUGGCACAGACUCUUUAAAGAUGGCAGCAUUUUUAACCAAUAUCAAAUGUUUUUAAAAAACUGUAAAAUAAAAUGCAUUGGGAUUAACAAACGUAAUAUGCUGUGUCCCCCGUUGUCUCCUGUUGCCUGCUUUGAAGCGCUGGAACAGUUCCUAGCCGCCCCGAUUCCUGUGCAACCAACGUGUGAUGUGCUGAGAUUACACAUCUCCUCGCUGCACUGUUUUUGAAUUGUGUACAAAAUCGAGAAUUGAAUUCUGUGGCUUUAGAUGUGUAUUUCAACUCCGAAUGUUGCAAUAAAAACAUUUUAAGAACCCAGUGCCUGUCA